GGUGUAAAUUUUUUUCCUUACCUACACUUAUACCGAUAUCUUCUUGCUGUAAAAGUAGCCAUCUGGGGGAAAGUGUGGAAAAUAUGCUCAUUCAUCCAGUCGCCCUGACUCAAGUCCCCUUUCAAGAUGGUGCCCAUUAAGGUCCUCUUCGGCCUUUAAAAAUCCACUCUAAUCUUCCUUCCUUGUUUUCUGAUAACCAAUUUUCUUCUUAGGUUGUUUAUUCUUUUUAGAAUUUUUUUCUGUGCUCCCAUCACCAGCGUUGAUUUUCCUGUUUUAUUGUAGCUAACUCUGUAUCUCUGUAAAUACAUUGCUUGGCACAUGGUAGAGAUAAUUUCAGAGAAGAUUUUAUGUCUUUUAUCUUUUUCCCCUGUGAGUGAGGAAUUCAGGCCCGGGCUGAGAAGAGGGAUGGCUUUUGUCCUGGCUCCUGGGAGGAGUGUCUUGUUCUCAGGGAGCUGCCCUGCCCUGCGUGGGGGACAAAGGAGAUAACUCAGCCCUGGGGCGCUGGAUCCAGCCACGGGCUGGGCUGAUAAUCCGGCAGUCAUGCCUACUUAAUGAGAACCCAGCGCACCCUCUGCGUCUAGCCUGGUGAGCAUCCUGGGCUCACGCUGAUGACAGGGCGAUGCGUCCCUGAGGCCAGAAAGCUUUCUGCUGGGAACCCUCCCAGGAUCUGCUGUAACAUCUGUCGAUCACCCAUUGCUGAGGCAGUUUUCAGAAAACUUGUAACUGAUCAAAACGUCUCAGAUAAGUGGGUCAUUGACAGCAGUGCUGUUUCUGCCUGGAACGUGGGCCGGGCACCAGAUCCAAGAGCUGUGAGCUGCCUAAGAAAUCAUGGCAUCGACACAGCCCACAAAGCAAGACAGGUUACUAAAGAAGAUUUUGUCACAUUUGAUUAUAUGCUGUGUAUGGAUGAGAGCAAUCUGAGAGACUUGACUAGAAAAAGUCAUCAAGUCAAUAACAGCAAAGCUAAAAUUGAACUACUUGGGAGCUACGAUCCUCAGAAACAGCUCAUUAUUGAAGACCCCUAUUACGGGAAUGAGUCCGACUUUGAAACCGUGUACCAGCAGUGUCUGAGGUGCUGCAGGGCCUUCCUGGAGAAGGCCCACUAGUGCGUCCGUCCCUGAGCCCGCUGGUGCCCGGCCCCGCGUCCCAGCCGAGGGUCACGUCCGUAGCUCAAGGCCAGUGCUGGUAUUUGCAUCCACCUGCUGUUUCUUACCUUAAAAAUAAUUGUAGAUGGAAAUCAGUGGUUGUGUUUGGCAAAAGAAUAAAUAUCUUUGACUCAGACAGUUUAUGGGGCACAUGAAGUGUUCUUACACCAGUGGGGCCUCCCACUUGGCUCCAGUUACAGACGAAAUCGUAGAACAACCGAUCCCUCUGUCAGCAUGUGAGCCUCGUAAGUCACCUGCCCUCCUCCUUCCCCGAGUCUGGACGACACGAGAAGGAGCGCCCUGUCCCCGGCACUCCCUUCCACGGGCGGCAGGGGCCCUCCCUCGGGGCUCACAAGCCCCGUGAGUGUGUUCAUUCACACCCUGUGCUUGUAGGAAAGAAAGGUUCAUGGAGUAACAGUCCUUCCUAGUUUCUGUCCGGCUUGUAGCAUAAGGGAGUCAGCUUAUUUGUCCCAGUGGAGCCACAGUUAUAUCCAGAAAGAAGGACACUUGUUAGCUGCUUUAUCUGUGGUUAGUAAGAGUUGGAAAAUUUUAAGUUGGAUGUGGUGAUACGUAUUCUUCAGUGCUUAAUUUAUAGGUAACUUCUAUGUCCUUUCAGAUAACUAAUCUAAAACUCAUAUGGCUACAUGUUAGAGAAGACUUCAAAAUAAACUGGGGAAAUUAUAAAAAUACGA
Molecule: messenger RNA, 1837 nt
Organism: Myotis brandtii (Brandt's bat)
Lineage: Eukaryota; Metazoa; Chordata; Mammalia; Chiroptera; Vespertilionidae
Gene: ACP1
Product: acid phosphatase 1, soluble
Exons: 6
Coding region: 609-1106 (165 amino acids)
Biological process (GO): protein dephosphorylation
Cellular component (GO): cytoplasm
Molecular function (GO): acid phosphatase activity; non-membrane spanning protein tyrosine phosphatase activity
Source: RefSeq, a predicted model, not a curated record